Messenger RNA from Colias croceus (clouded yellow), 1374 nucleotides. It is a transcript of the gene Aanat, whose product is annotated as arylalkylamine N-acetyltransferase 1-like. Lineage: Eukaryota; Metazoa; Arthropoda; Insecta; Lepidoptera; Pieridae. The transcript is spliced from 6 exons. The record is from RefSeq and is a predicted model, not a curated record. Gene Ontology annotation, molecular function: N-acetyltransferase activity. The coding region runs from base 130 to 912 and encodes 260 amino acids.
CAACCAUUCCAACUUCAAAUCUUGCCGCGAUCCCGUCAGGGACGUUCAGAAAUUACAGUUUACGCGCGAAAACUGACAGGCCGUAAAGACAAUUAAAAAAAAAUAUACAAUAAUUUUUCUUCUUUCAUAAUGGCUCUUACUAGUGCUCGGAAUGUUGUGAAUUUGCAAGAUAAAGGACACUUCGAACAAGAAAAUGAACGGAUUACUGAAAAAUAUACGUUGGCGGAUAAGCUACCAGCUCAACUCAAAGAGCUGAGCCUUCGGCCACGUUCCAAGCCCGCCUACAGUCUCCGAAAACUCACCACCAAUGAUAAAGAUGCCGUUAUUGACUUCUUGAGAAGAUAUUUCUUCCGCGACGAACCCCUGAACCAGACCAUCAACCUACUCGAAACGCCCGAGUCCCGAUGCUUCGAAUUAGAAGACUAUGCGGCCAGCACUCUGCAAGAUGGAGUGUCUAUCGCGGUUGUUGAUGAAGAUGGCAAAUUUGUCGGCAUGGUCAUCAAUGGGAUUGCUAAGAGAGAUGAGGUUGACUACACAGACAAAUCAGAGGACUGUCCCCACCCAAAGUUCAAGCGUAUUCUCAAACUGCUCAGUCACCUGGACAGGGAAGCGAGGAUCUGGGACAAACUACCGACCUCAUGUGAUACAGUUCUGGAGAUCAGGAUAGCCUCUACACACCCAGACUGGAGAGGCAGGGGACUGAUGAGGAUCCUUUGUGAAGAGUCAGAACGCUUAGCCCGCGAAAUCGGCGCAAGCGCGUCCCGCAUAGACACGACCUCCGCGUUUUCCGCCGCGGCGGCUGAACGCCUCAACUAUAAGAACGUAUACAGCGUGCUCUAUUCCGAGCUGCCAUACGCGCCUCAACCCGACCCACCGCAUUUGGAAGCAAGAGUGUAUAUCAAGCAGCUGUGAAGUAAUUAAAAGAGACAAGAGCAAAAAAGGCUUCGCUUUCAAAAAGCGAAUAAUUCAGACUAAGGCAAUAUGUUUAUAGAGUUAACUUUUAAUUGUAAUUCGUCAUUUUAACAUAGGUCUAAUUUUAGUAUUAUUUUAGUGCUUACAAAAAUAUAGAUUCGAAAUCAAGUAUUGGCUGUUAUAGUAUAAUGAUAAUAUAUGUAUUUUUAAUGCUUUAUCGGAUAACCACAUUCCAAAGUAAUUUGAUUUCAUUUUUUUUUAUGUAACAAUAAUUAUUAUAAAAAACACAAUUUUUCGCUCAAUUUUCAAGAAAAAAUAGCAGUUUGUAAAACAUACUUGCUAUUAAAACCGCAUAAUAUUAUGUUAAGAUUUUUAUGAAAUAAGAUAUUACUUUACAUAUUGUCGAAUAUGGUAAUUUUAAAAAUGCCUGUAUCAUCAAGAAGGAUUUUUAAAAUUCAGUAU